AUGCCUGGUGUUUACAUAUCGAAGGUCUAUGCACAGCAUGAUGCAGCUGCACACAAAAGUGGCCAUCAGGAAGAGGGCAACAUUGGUGCAGAUUUGGUUUCAGCAUCAAAUGCCAGAUCUGAAAAGUUCACACAAAAUUUUGAAAAACAUUAUUUGAGGAGUCAAGUCAUAUCGUUCUACUCACGUUCUACUCACUAUUCCAUUUCCAUCAUUCUCUGGAUUGUACAUCUUUUUCAUAUUGCAGCUAACUUGGCAGUGAUUGUGAUCCUAUCCAGAGGAAGGUGUGGUCUCUCCAAAUGCAUCACUUACUACCUCGUAUCCAUGGCAGCGACAGACUUACUGGCCAUUAUUACAGCUGUAAUAUUGAACCGUAUUGUUGGAAUGUAUUUCCCUUUCAGCUUCAUGUUUGUCACCCCAGUCUGUAGUGUCAAUUUUGUGCUAAUGGCUGGAAGCAGGGAUUGUUCUAUCUGGGCAACUGUCGUAUUCACUGUUGAUCGGUUUGUGGCCAUUUCUUGCCCAAAACUGAAGAGAAAAUAUUGUACAGGGAAAGCAGCAGCUGUGAUUAUAGGGGCAUUUUCUGGCAUGAGCUGUUUCAAAAAUACAUUCUGGUAUUUUAUAUAUGAACCAUUAUGUACAAUUGGUAAUAUUCCAUGGCAUUGCAAAAUUAAGUCCAUAUUUUAUACUUCACCUGCAUGGGCUGCAUAUGAUUGGAUUCAUUGCAUUUCAACCCCUUGUCUCCCAUUCGUUUUGAUCUUACUGCUCAAUGCUGUGACUGUCAGACAAAUUCUAAAGGCCAUUCGAAUUCGCAAAAGACUCCGUGUCGGCAAACAGGUGGAAAAUCUGAAUGACACGGAGGUGAACAAUCGGCGAAAGUCCAUCAUCCUGCUCUUCUGUAUCUCGGGCAGUUUCAUCCUGUUAUGGCUGCUAUUUCUGUUAACAUUUCUCUACGUCCGAAUUAAAAACGUAAGUUAUUUCUCGGGUUCCAAUUACAAUGAGUCCAAUUUCAACCUGGAAGAAAGUGGGUAUAUGCUUCAGAUCUUAAGUUCCUGUAUAAACCCAUUUAUUUACACAGGGACCCAGGGUAAGUUCAGACAUGAGUUAAGGAGUGGCAUUCAAUUUUCUGUCAAUUUCAUAUCAAAGAUUUUCAAAUUUUAA
Molecule: messenger RNA, 1155 nt
Organism: Rhincodon typus (whale shark)
Lineage: Eukaryota; Metazoa; Chordata; Chondrichthyes; Orectolobiformes; Rhincodontidae
Product: probable G-protein coupled receptor 139
Exons: 2
Coding region: 1-1155 (384 amino acids)
Biological process (GO): G protein-coupled receptor signaling pathway
Cellular component (GO): membrane
Molecular function (GO): G protein-coupled receptor activity
Source: RefSeq, a predicted model, not a curated record